Molecule: messenger RNA, 2070 nt
Organism: Cucurbitaria berberidis CBS 394.84
Lineage: Eukaryota; Fungi; Ascomycota; Dothideomycetes; Pleosporales; Cucurbitariaceae
Product: imidazole glycerol phosphate synthase HisHF
Exons: 3
Coding region: 82-1737 (551 amino acids)
Biological process (GO): L-histidine biosynthetic process
Molecular function (GO): imidazoleglycerol-phosphate synthase activity; oxo-acid-lyase activity
Source: RefSeq, a predicted model, not a curated record
AGUGACUCAAGACGACGCCUAAGUCUCGACUCCCAUGAGCUUUGCUGAUUUUACCGUCGAACCCUCCUUCCACAACACACGAUGCCGACCGUUCACUUGCUAGACUAUGUCGCCGGCAAUGUCCGCUCGCUUGUCAAUGCCAUUGAGAAGGUGGGCUACACGGUGGCAUGGGUCAAGUCGCCCGCCGAUGUUCCCUCCGCAGAGAAACUCAUUAUUCCUGGCGUCGGCCACUUCGGCCACUGCCUCUCGCAGCUCGAGAAAGCAGGCUACACCGAGCCAAUUCGCGAACACAUCAAGGCCGGGAAGCCCUUUAUGGGAAUAUGUGUCGGGAUCCAGGCACUAUUCGAGGGGUCAGAAGAAGACCCACAGGUCAAAGGACUCGGAGUGAUUCCAUAUAGGCUUCGAAAGUUUGACGACAAGGACAAGAGUGUGCCGCACAUUGGAUGGAAUAGCGCAAACACUUCACGUACCGGCCAGGUCACAGACGAGUCGCUCUAUGGGCUACGACCGACGUCCAAGUACUACUAUGUCCACUCAUAUGCGGCGCCUUACGAAGAAGGCAAGUUGGAGCGGGAUGGAUGGUCGGUCGCAACCGCACGCUAUGGCGAUGAAGAGUUUGUCGGCGCAGUAGCCAAGGACAAUAUAUUUGCGACACAGUUUCACCCCGAGAAGAGUGGAGCUGCCGGCCUACGCGUUCUCAAGGCCUUCUUGGAUGGGAAUAAAUCUCAGAAGCUGCCUCAAAAGCCAACAGCAGCCGCCACCACCAGAGAGGGUCUGACAAGGCGCGUCAUUGCGUGUCUCGAUGUGCGGACCAACGACUCGGGUGAUCUCGUGGUGACCAAAGGCGAUCAGUAUGAUGUCCGAGAGAAAGAGGGAGCAGGCAAUGCCGUUAGAAAUUUGGGCAAGCCAGUGGACAUGGCCAAGAAAUAUUACGAACAAGGUGCCGAUGAAGUCACGUUUCUCAACAUCACAUCCUUCCGUAACUGCCCUGUGGCCGACACGCCAAUGCUAGAGAUCCUUCGACGGACGAGCGAGACUGUCUUCGUACCAUUAACAAUAGGCGGUGGCAUACGCGACACAGUAGACACGGACGGAACAAAAAUCUCGGCCCUCGAUAUCGCUACAAUGUACUUCAAGUCUGGCGCCGACAAAGUAAGCAUAGGCUCUGAUGCUGUCACGGCAGCCGAGGAAUACUAUGCGAGAGGUAGCAAAUUGGCGGGCAACACGGCGAUAGAGACCAUCUCCGCGGCCUACGGCAACCAAGCAGUCGUCAUCAGCGUCGACCCGAAGCGCGUCUACGUCUCCUCACCACAAGACACACCCCACCACACUAUCCAGACUAUAACACCAGGCCCUAGAGGCGAAGAGUACUGCUGGUAUCAGUGCACCAUCAAAGGUGGGCGCGAGGGACGAGACUUCGAUGUCCGGCAACUGGUCACUGCCGUGGAAGCCAUGGGAGCCGGAGAGAUCUUGCUCAACUGCAUAGACAAGGAUGGCAGCAAUAGCGGGUUUGAUCUUGAACUCAUCAACGAUGUAAAAGAGGCGAUCAAGAUCCCCGUCAUUGCGAGUAGCGGAGCCGGCCAUCCGGGUCAUUUCGAGGAGGUGUUUGCGCAGACGCGGACAGAUGCUGCGCUGGGUGCUGGAAUGUUUCACAGAGGAGAGUAUACGGUCAAGCAGGUCAAGGAUUACCUGCAAGACAAGGGACAAUUGGUGAGGCCCUUUGAGGAUGAGUUAUGAUUGGUGUAGUCGCAAUAGAGUGCCCAGAACUGCUGGCAGAUACUAGAUGCCACGCGCAAAUAAACAUGAUAUCCCAACCCACAACUCCAAUGCCAUGCUUUUUGGUAUACCCCAAUGCCAACAUGCUUCGUAACCCGCAAACGCCGUGAUAUGCACAUUUCUGUUCCAGGUCAAUGCCCAGGACCGGCGCACUAUCUAACUAAAGUGUAUGCCCUCCUGGUUGAAAGCAUACAGCAUCUUGAGGAAAUCGCCCUCGUCACACAGUCUAGCUCUCUUGUCUGCAAGCUGCGUGUCAUCCUCCAACACUUUCCGCACCUUCUCCCGCACAAGCUC